CCAACAUCGGAUAUCUCAGGCACCUCUGGCCGAAUCGGUUCUGACCACAUGGCAAACCCAAUCUCAUCAUCGACCAUCGCCUGUCUGAAAGAGCUCAAGCAACUGGUUCUGUCGGGACAUCUAGCUCAGUACGAGUCAGACGUCUCACAGGUACUGUGGCAAGACGAACUAGGGAGGUUACAGGUGUGGGCUGCUAAUAUCGGUGCGCACCAAACGGGGCAGUCGUCGCUUGACCAUCGACUGCGUGACGCAUCACAUAUCAAGGAGCAGACAGUCCGGUUGCUGAAGCGACUGCGAAGGAUAUAUGAGGACCUACAAGAUGUCCUGCAUGGCCCAAUUGAAGAUGACAGCCUAUCAGACACCGACGACGAUGGAGAUCAAACAGAAGUACAGCAGCUAUAUCAUGCCCUGCAUGAUACGAUCAAUAGCCUGUUCCAGCUGUCGAUGGCGAUUCAGAGGCCGGCACACCAUGAUCGAUUGUUGGGAACCCGGAGAUCAGAUGUGGUCCACUUCGAAUGCUUUGACCAACAGCAUGUCUCGAACAAAUUUCCCCAGGCAGAGGAUACCAUUGCAAAGCGCCUUGGACUUGCUAUAACGCAACGAAGGGCCGUACUUCAGUAUCGCGAGCGACAUCACCUAAAGUUGGGCCGGGGCUUGAACCAUGCUUUGGGUGACCAUCCAGAUACAGUAUCAACCAAACUGUCUGAAACUGUGGCAACCGAGUUUAUCGAGACCAGCCAUAUCAAUCAUAGUCUAGAUUCGCAGUCGAUUGUCUCACAGACUUCAUAUGCCGAGACACUCAUGAACGGCAGUGGAGGAAUGGUGGUUCCACCGCCACCUGCAGAGUCGGCCGAUGGAAAUCCUUUUGAAUGUCCGUAUUGCUUUGUGAUCCUGACUAUUCCAAAUCGGAGUGCAUGGGCUCGCCAUAUAUUCAAGGACCUCAUGCCAUAUAUUUGCCUCUUCCCAGAUUGUCAAAGUCCCCAUCGGCUCUAUGAUAGCCGUCGGGAAUGGGACUUCCAUAUACAGAGUGAGCACUCAACUCCAGGCGAUGACGGGCAUUUAUUUUGUCCCCUCUGCCAUGCCCAUCUCGAGUCUACAAAGUUGUUUGAAAAACAUGUGGGUCGACAUUUGGAGGAAUUGGCGCUGUUUGCUUUGCCGCAACUAGCGAGAGAUGAGGAUGAUAAUUCGUCGAUGUCGGUAUCUGGACCGCUAAAUAAAAGGGCAGAUGCUCAGCCUGGAUAUUUUUACGACACACUUAGUGAUAUACACUCGUCCUUCGAUGGAAGUGAGCAUGCACCCGAUGAUGGACGAGUUUUUCGUGACCAAGAUGGAUUUUCAGUGGAUGAAAUGAGCAUUUCAAUCGGGCCCGGCGAGUUAGAUACGGCCAGCACCAGGAGCCAGGGCUCUUCCGAGGAGGUUAGUGCUGAUCAGACGGAAUUGCAGUCCUCAAGUCCAAAACCAGUGGACACUGAAAAGGACCAAGCUAUUGCAAGGUUGGAAAGAUUGAUCCUGGAGGAAAGAACUGAAAGAGAAACCCGAGAAGCCCGAGAAGCACAGAGACAUGCUGCGCUAGAGGCAGAGGUAGGUGCAGCAGCAGCAGCAGCAGCAGCAGCAGCAGCAGGACCAAGGGCAGAAUCGGAUCAUGUGGAAGCAACAGAAGCAGCGGCAGAAGCAUCACCCACUCAUACAAGCAAGAAAAAACCAAUCCGGUUCAAAGAUGCCAUUGGGCGGAAGUUUAGUUUUCCUUUUGCCCUAUGUUGUACUUGGCAGGGCAUGGAAGAACUUAUACGACAGGCUUUUCUCCAUAUCGAGGUAAUCGGGCCUCAUAUCGCCGAAGGACAUUAUGACUUAAUAGGUCCUAAUGGAGAUAUAAUCCUUCCCCACGAUUGGGAGCGUGUUAUUGAACCCGACUGGCUUAUCACGAUGCACAUGUGGCCUAUUCCAGAAAAGAAAAUAUCUCCAGACCUUGACCCAUCCUCAAAUCCCCCUCCGCCCCCAAUUCCAUCUCCGCGCCCCCCAAAUUUACCUUUUCCUGGUGACAGCUCGUACGUCCCCAAAAUAGAUGAAGAACCGUCUAUGGAUUCCCCGAAGGACAAAAGACGGCGUGGCCCUGAGCCUGGGUCAUUCGCUAUGUGGAUGGUCGGGGGUAACCGCCUGAAACUCAACAGAGCUCUGAAGAAUAGAAAAGGGAAUGAGGAGACGGGGGAACUUAGAGAACUGGCAACGGAUACCGGGGAGGAUGUCGAUAAGACUAUCGACGAAAGGAGCGAACAGAAACCCGCAGAUGAAAGCUCGCCUGUUGUUGAUGCAGCUGGAACACCAUUUACCACUUCUUCUGAACACAAUAAAGCACCUGCCCCUGACCCUGGGGGAUUCGCUCAGUGGAUGGCCAGAGGCAACCGCUCAAAGUUCAACAGAGCUCCGGGGACAGCAAACGAGGAUAACGAGACCGCAAGUAGAACAGCUGGCAAUGAAUAACCGGGAGGCUACCAGGGAAAGCGUCAAAGCAGCGCUGCUACAGCUGAUGCAGCUCUUCCGGUGAGCCCUGGAGGCUUUGCACUAUAUACACAGGAGAGAUGAUCCUGCUUGGGAGCUCAUUCCAUCCCUCUGAACAUGAUCUCAUGUGAUGCAUACUGUUUCUCUACCCCGUACGUCUCAUGGUCAACGUACACUCCUACCUACUCAAUGAUGAUACCAUCCCCACCAUCCCAUU
Messenger RNA from Aspergillus ibericus CBS 121593, 2713 nucleotides. RefSeq lists its product as uncharacterized. Bases 49 to 2478 code for a protein of 809 amino acids. The transcript is spliced from 2 exons. NCBI's taxonomy places the organism in Eukaryota, Fungi, Ascomycota, Eurotiomycetes, Eurotiales, Aspergillaceae. The record is from RefSeq and is a predicted model, not a curated record.